Messenger RNA from Aspergillus caelatus, 942 nucleotides. RefSeq lists its product as uncharacterized. Lineage: Eukaryota; Fungi; Ascomycota; Eurotiomycetes; Eurotiales; Aspergillaceae. Bases 1 to 942 code for a protein of 313 amino acids. The transcript has a single exon. The record is from RefSeq and is a predicted model, not a curated record.
AUGUCUUCCGCGCAGAGCCCAGUCACCCAGUACACUGGCCACGAACUGGACCAGCCACAAAAAUACGUCAUUGCAAGCUUUGCAGCUAUUGUCUUUUACAGUUCAAUCGAGCUAAUUGCACUAUGUCUCACGACCUUCAAGCGAUACACGGGCUGGUAUUUCUGGAGCUUGUUCAUUGCAUCCUGUAGUCUUAUUCCACACGGCCUCGGCUUCAUCUUUUUUAUCUAUCCACUUGGAGUUAACGCUUACGUUUCCGUCACAUUGAUUAUAAUAAGCUGGUACUGCAUGGUAACAGGACAUUCACUCAUUUUAUGGUCGCGUCUUCAUCUUGUUGUGCAGGCACGUAAGCUCCUCAGGUUCCUUCUCAUUAUGAUUCUCAUCGAUGCCGUUGCAUUUCACGUUCCUACAACUGUUCUCUUGUACGGCUCCCUCAGUCCUAACGGAGCUCGGUUUGCAAGUGGAUACAAAGUGAUGGAACACAUUCAGCUCAUUGGCUUCGCUGUCCAAGAAUGCGUCAUCUCCUCCAUCUAUAUCUGGGAAACAUCGAAAUUGCUACGGCUUCGACCAGACCGACUUCACUAUACGAUACUGACCCAGCUACUGGGCAUCAAUAUUAUUAUUCUAAUCCUCGAUGUAGCCGUCGUGGGGAUCGAGUAUGCGGGUCUCUAUGCCCUGCAAGUGAUGUUCAAGCCGGUUGCAUACAGUGUCAAAUUCAAAUUGGAAUAUGCCAUUCUGGGGAAAUUGAUCCAAAUUGCGCGGGUAUCGUUAUCAAGCGAGGAGCCGUUAUCGUCCAGUUCACAAGGGCCCGAUGGCCCUCCCUCUGAUUCGGUCAGUUCACGUCCAACCCGUGCUGGUCAUCAAAUGCCAGUGCUUCGUUCAUGCACACUCUGUGGGUUCUGCACAGGCGUUCGGAAGCCUGCCCGCCAUCGGUCACACGUUUAA